AUGCUAGAGGAUCAAUUGUAUGUUUUGUGCUGUUUUCUAGCUUCAAAAAGUGACGCUUUACGAGUCGUGAAGUUGAUUUUGGGGCAAGAUCGGUUAAAAUUGGUGGAAGUCUUGAAACUGAUAUGUGUCCUCUGGCCGGAGCUAGACGAUCCGCUUCGAUUGCUAGCGGUAUUUCAGAGUGUUGAAGAGCUUGAAAAUUCCGAGAAAACUGAGCUGGAAACUUUAGAAAGUUUGAUCGGUGAUGAUCAAGAACUUAUCGCUGCAGUGGAAGCGAGUCCCGAAACUUUAUCGCAACGGAGAAACGCACUGCAACGAUAUGUAGAAAUUGAAUUGAAAAAAACCAAGAUUGGAAUUACGAUAGAGAGCUCCAAUUGGCAAUUCGCGUUCUUUCAAGCACGAGUAUUGAUUUGUAAUUCGGUUGUCGAAGAUCCACUCUUUUACAAACCUUUAUGGUCGAAGCUAAAGUCGGCCCAGAACCCUAAUUUUUUGAGCUGGGUAUCAGGUAUCUUGAAACCCUUAUCACAUUUCUAUAAUCGUACAGGGGCACGGCUGCGCAUUGCCGAAUUUCAGUCGUUUCCAGCUUCCAAAACGUUGGACUUGCUUUGGCAGUCAGUCCAAGAUGCGGAAGAGUCCAAGUUCCGAGGUGCGCUUACCUAUGAGCUUCUACCGUAUCUAGAUUACGUGGCUGGCUACAAUGACUUUUUGGAGACUGUUUUCAACGCAAACAACUUCCGUCUCGAUUCAUUAUCAAACUUCAGGCGAUACAAAAUGCUGGCAUUGGAAUUGCUGAGUCAAAUCCCCGCCGAGUUUCAACGAUUAUUCCAAAGCCGCGUGGUCGCAAUCCUUUUCGAGAAUGGUAGCAAUCUCCAAAACCUCAACAGCCUUGAUUUGCGCGUCGAACAAAGCUUGAUUUUAUCCUCUGUGGAUGAAAAUGUCAAAAUUCAUGGAAUCGACCUCGAUAUCAGGACACUUCAGAUGUUCGCGCAAAAAAUGGAUCUGCUACAGCUAUAUGGUCUUAACGAUAUCUAUAAGCUAUCUCAAAACUCACAGCUCGUUCAAAAAUCCUGUUUCUCCACAAUGUGCAAACAGCAGCUAGAAUCUGCAAAAUCAUACGAUACACUCGACACCUUGAGAUCUUUCAUGUAUGAUGACCCUAUAUUUCCAACUCUCGAUGUUGUGACGAAGAAACUUGUCAUCGUAGAAUCCCUCUUAAGCAAGGGUCACUUUGACAUGUUGCAGCAAUUCGCACAAAACUCAAAAUUUGACCUCGAAGAUAAUGUGUUACUCAAGUUCUUCUGGAGUUUCUUCAACUCGGCAACCAGUGGACGCUCCAAUGGACCCAAUAUGCUCAAUGCAAGGAAAAUCCUGGGGCUCUUGCCCAUCGGUCAGUAUCAGGACCUUUCAGCUUUGCUAGAUGUUGCUGAAAAACUAUCAGAUUAUUCGUUGAACGUCUCAAAGGGUGUCCCUCUCAGGCCAUCUGCAUUGUUUGAAUACAAACACCGGCCCUUUGAGAUCAUAUCUAAACUCUUGGAAUUGAAUCAGGGCCUCUACAAGCGUUUGGAAGAAACAUUCGAAAUAAUGAGACUCUUGUACUCGGCGCUACACUUGGAGCCAUCUACCUCUGGCUUUGAUGAUGAAUAUACCAAAAUCUGCGCGCUGCAUAUCGACUUUGCCCUUGCGAAUUCAGACUUCGAGUAUGCCUAUCAGGAGGCCACAAAUCUAAUCCAACGGCCCAAAAGCGGUGAGUUCUGGUCAACAAUUCUCCAAGUGGGGAAAUUCUUUGAUCCUUCUUGGGCUGAAAGUGAGAUACCAACCGAAAUUAUCUAUCUACAGCUAGAAAUUCUGGGUAAAUUACUGCAUGUAUGCCCUGUAGAUGAGGUAGAGGCAGUUAUAUCUCAGUGGAGCGGACUAGAAUCCGAACUUUCAACCAGAGACUUAAUCAAUGACUUUUAUUCGCUUGCUCAUGGCGAUUCAAGUGAUUUCAAGGCCAAAAUCAUGGGGGAAGUUUCGACCAGUGCGUCGAAAUUCUUCUCUUCCGGAAUCAAAUGGGCCAUUGAUCGUGAUACGUAA
Messenger RNA from Lachancea lanzarotensis, 2070 nucleotides. RefSeq names its product LALA0S03e08086g1_1 (gene SEC39). The record is from RefSeq and is a predicted model, not a curated record. The coding region runs from base 1 to 2070 and encodes 689 amino acids. NCBI's taxonomy places the organism in Eukaryota, Fungi, Ascomycota, Saccharomycetes, Saccharomycetales, Saccharomycetaceae. Gene Ontology annotation, biological process: retrograde vesicle-mediated transport, Golgi to endoplasmic reticulum. The transcript has a single exon.